UUUUCUAUCUUUCUCUACAGAGAAGUGGACAGUGACCAUUCCCACGGUUCACUUGGUGGCUAUAGUAGGAGGACAGAUUGAGCUUAGCUGCCAGUUGUUCCCAUCACAAAGUGCAAAACACAUGGAGGUAUCCUGGUUCAAGGCUGACCAUUCCAAGCUUGUUCACCUAUACAGAGAUGGCCAUGAAGUGAAAGGGGAAGCCACCCCAGAAUAUGUGGAUCGCACAGAGUUUGUGAGAGAGGCCAUUGGGGAGGGCAAAGUGACUCUCCGACUUCAUAAUAUCCGCAUUUCUGACAAUGGAACAUACCAGUGUUCAUUUAAGGAUGGCAACUUCAGCAAUGUGGCAAGCAUGAACCUGAAUGUAGCAGCAUUAGGCGUGGAGACACAGGUCCAUAUUCAGGCUCCUAGAACUGAUGGACUUAUGGUGGAGUGUAACUCAGGAGGCUGGUUCCCACAGCCCCAGAUGGUGUGCAGAGACAGCAAGGGAGAGGUAAUUCCACAUUCAUCACAAUCCUACUCACAGGAUGGAGCUGGAUUAUUCCACAUCAAGAUGACUCUUAUCAGAUACAGAUCACAGGGUGAUAUGAUUUGCUACAUUCGCAAUCCUCUGUCAGAUGAAGAAAAACAAAUAAAUAUCAUCUUAGCUGAUGCCCUGUUUGUUCCAGUCCACAUUGGACUGAUGGUUUUAGCUUCACUUUUCUCUGUGAUACUGGCUGUUAUUGGUGUGCUCCUUAUCUGUCGAUGUUCCAAAAAAACAGUGUUCGGAUGUGACUCCAUUCACAUAAUGAACACAAUUCCUGCUCAAGUACUGGGUUUCAUAUGCUUUUGUGCAAUGCUCCGUAUAUAUCUGCAUUUCCGGCUACAAG
Messenger RNA from Myotis davidii, 866 nucleotides. Its product is annotated as selection and upkeep of intraepithelial T-cells protein 8. Gene Ontology annotation, biological process: T cell receptor signaling pathway; regulation of cytokine production. The annotation marks the transcript as partial. Gene Ontology annotation, cellular component: external side of plasma membrane. Lineage: Eukaryota; Metazoa; Chordata; Mammalia; Chiroptera; Vespertilionidae. The record is from RefSeq and is a predicted model, not a curated record. The transcript is spliced from 4 exons. Gene Ontology annotation, molecular function: signaling receptor binding.